AUUUUUGUGAUGGCUGCAGACAUAGAUUUUCAUUUGUAAACAAAAGGAUUUUUCAAGUGUUGCGUAGACGUUUAUGACUAAAUACCCACCUUUUCAAUAUGAAUAUGCAGCCAGAAGAUGCUAGAUACUUAAAAAGGAAGGUGAAAGGAGGGAGUAUUGAUGUGCACCCUACAGAGAAGGCCCUGGUGGUCAACUAUGAGCUGGAGGCCACAAUCCUGGGGGAGUUGGGGGACCCCAUGCUGGGAGAGAGAAAGGAAUGCCAGAAAAUCAUUCGAGUGAAGAGCCUUAAUCCCAACAGUGACCUUGGUGCACUGGCCAAGGAGAUCAUAGACAAGUGCAAGCUGAUCCAUCCCAGUAAGCUGCCGGAGGUAGAACAACUGCUGUAUUAUCUGCAGAAUAGAAAGGAGACCGGGCCAAGUAAAGCUUCAGGCAAGACAGAGCUCCACGAGACCCCAGAAGUGCCAACGUAUGACGCCACGGAGAUUAACGAGACUGCCAACAUCAAUGACCUUGAUGAGUACCUGGAACUACUAUACGAGGAUGUGGCAGAGAAGAUAAGGGGCUCUGCACUGCUGCUACAGCUGUCACGUAACCCUGACAACCUUGAGGAACUCUUCUCUAAUGAGACAGUGGUGAGUGCUCUGGCCCGAGUCUUACGUGAUGACUGGAAGAAGAGCUCUGAGCUCGCCACCAACAUCAUCUACAUCUUCUUCUGCUUCUCCAGCUUCACACAGUUCCAUGGUUAG
Messenger RNA from Dreissena polymorpha, 746 nucleotides. RefSeq names its product kinesin-associated protein 3-like. Gene Ontology annotation, molecular function: kinesin binding. NCBI's taxonomy places the organism in Eukaryota, Metazoa, Mollusca, Bivalvia, Myida, Dreissenidae. The record is from RefSeq and is a predicted model, not a curated record. The coding region runs from base 99 to 746 and encodes 215 amino acids. Gene Ontology annotation, cellular component: ciliary transition zone; axoneme; kinesin II complex. Gene Ontology annotation, biological process: cilium organization; microtubule-based movement. The transcript is spliced from 5 exons.